GCCUCACUCUGCAGUUAGAGUGGCGAAGCAGGAAGUGUGAGGAGUGUGUUUACUCACGCAGCUCUCAGACAGCAGGACUUCGUCUGUGCUGAGGGUUUAACGUCUGCAGGACUGUGCGGGUGAUUUUCGUAUCUACAGUCCGACUUCAUCUGUUUCUCCACAGUAAGUGAGGAUUCAAGAGCGGCAGAAUGACCACUCUGACGAAGAGGAGUCGCCGCACGGAGGCGCCCACAUCCACAGAGAGCCGGGGUCACGAGGAGGAGGAGGAGCAGAAGAGCAGAGCCACUGAUGAAGAGGAAGAUGGAGACUCUAAAACAUUGAGACUGACUCUGAUGGAGGAAAUACUGCUGCUGGGCCUGAAGGAUAAAGAGGGUUACACAUCAUUCUGGAAUGACUGCAUCUCCUCAGGCUUGCGGGCCGCGAUGCUGGUGGAACUCGCUCUGAGGGGAAGAAUACAACUCCAACCCCAGAGCAUGAGGAGGAAGAAGCUAUCAGAGCGCAGUGUCAUGCUGAAAUCAGACGCUCCUACAGGUGACGUCCUGCUGGAUGAGACGCUGAAGCACAUUAAGAACACUGAGCCUGCGGAGACGGUCGCCAGCUGGAUCGACCUGCUCACCGGUGAGACCUGGAACCCCCUGAAGAUGUACUUCCAGCUGCCGCAGGUCCGAGAGCGCUUGGCGAAGAGCCUGGUGGAGAAGGGUGUUCUGACCACAGGGAAGCAGAACUUCGUGCUGUUUGACAUGACAACACACCCACUGGUCAAUGAAAAAGAGAAGGAGCGUCUGCUACAGAGGCUGCAGGCCAGUCUUCUGGAUCGGUGGACGAAUGAACCCCACCGCUUGCCCCGCCGGGCCCUGGCCCUACUGGUGCUGGCCCACGGCUCCGACGUCCUGGAAAGAUCACUCACGUCACUUCCUGAUGACCGCUAUGAAAUCGCCAGCCGCCGGGCCAAAGACAUGCUGGAGGGGGACAUCGAACAGCAGAGCGCAAAGGCUACAACCCCUGCUGAGGAGGUCAUCUGGGCUGUGUUGGCCGCCUUAAACAGAGCCUGAAACAAAGAAAAUGACCUCGGUGCCCCCUACUGACAGACUGAAAUUCACUUUAUUUAUAACGCACAUUUAACACAUCAGAGGUCGAUAUACAGCAGAUAGAAGAUUAAUGAAGAAAACUGAAUUACUCAGGUUCUCAGGGAAUCCUGAACCAGGUGACGUUCCCAGGAUCUGCUCAUGAUGGAAAAGCUGGCGUUCCCAGUGUGCAGCCAUCAGGAACUCUAGUGCUCAUCGUUUUAUUAGCACUAUUACUUGAGCAGCAUGUUUACCAUCAUAAUGAAGUAUUUUACACAGAUAUUUACAAUCUCCACCCACUGCCCACUUUAUUAGAAACACCCACCUUCUGCUUCCACCCACUGGCCACUUUAUUAGAAACACCCACCUUCUGCUUCCACCCACUGGCCACUUUAUU
Molecule: messenger RNA, 1461 nt
Organism: Pygocentrus nattereri (red-bellied piranha)
Lineage: Eukaryota; Metazoa; Chordata; Actinopteri; Characiformes; Serrasalmidae
Gene: golph3l
Product: golgi phosphoprotein 3-like
Exons: 6
Coding region: 189-1052 (287 amino acids)
Biological process (GO): Golgi to plasma membrane protein transport; retrograde vesicle-mediated transport, Golgi to endoplasmic reticulum; Golgi vesicle budding
Cellular component (GO): cytosol; trans-Golgi network; Golgi cisterna
Molecular function (GO): phosphatidylinositol-4-phosphate binding
Source: RefSeq, a predicted model, not a curated record